GCUCUCGCCCUCGGAGCACCCUUCUCACUCCUUGGUCUCCGGGACGGACGCUCAGACUCUUCUCUCGCCUUAGCCAGACUCGUUUUCCCGCCUCUCAAACUCCGGCUUCCCUCCACUCCUCGCUCUUUUCCCUCCACAUUCCCCUCCUCUUUCUCCCACGCCGCAAACCCUGGUCCCCGUUGCCUUCCCCGGCCCUUUCCCUUUCCCUUCUCCUUCGACUUCUGUCCGCUUCCACCUCAGACUCCCCGAGCGUGCCUAACUCAGUCACCCGCUCCGGUUCCGCUCGAAGUCAUGGCGGGACCUGGGGGUUGGAGGGACAAGGAGGUCACGGAUCUGGGCCACUUGCCGGAUCCCACUGGAAUAUUCUCACUGGAUAAAACCAUUGGCCUUGGUACUUAUGGCAGAAUCUAUUUGGGACUCCAUGAAAAGACUGGUGCACUUACAGCUGUUAAAGUGAUGAAUGCUCGUAAGACCCCUUUACCUGAAAUAGGGAGGCGAGUAAGAGUGAAUAAAUAUCAAAAGUCUGUCGGGUGGAGAUACAGUGAUGAAGAAGAAGAUCUCAGGACUGAACUCAACCUUUUGAAGAAGUACUCUUUCCACAAGAACAUUGUGUCCUUCUAUGGUGCAUUUUUCAAGCUGAGUCCCCCUGGCCAGAGACAUCAACUUUGGAUGGUGAUGGAGUUAUGUGCAGCAGGCUCAGUCACUGAUGUAGUGAGAAUGACCAGAAAUCAGAGUUUGAAAGAAGAUUGGAUUGCUUAUAUCUGCCGAGAAAUCCUCCAGGGCUUAGCUCAUCUUCAUGCACACCGUGUAAUUCACCGGGACAUCAAAGGUCAGAAUGUGCUACUGACUCAUAAUGCUGAAGUAAAACUAGUGGAUUUUGGAGUGAGUGCCCAGGUGAGCAGAACUAAUGGGAGGAGAAAUAGCUUCAUUGGGACACCAUACUGGAUGGCACCUGAGGUGAUUGACUGUGACGAGGACCCCAGACGCUCCUAUGAUUACAGAAGUGAUGUGUGGUCCGUGGGAAUCACUGCUAUUGAAAUGGCUGAAGGGGCUCCUCCCCUGUGUAACCUUCAGCCUUUGGAAGCCCUAUUCGUUAUUUUGCGAGAAUCUGCUCCCAAAGUCAAAUCCAGCGGAUGGUCCCGCAAGUUCCAUAAUUUCAUGGAAAAGUGCAUGAUAAAAAAUUUCUUAUUUCGUCCUACUUCUGCAAACAUGCUUCAUCACCCAUUUGUUCGGAAUAUAAAAAAUGAAGGGCAUGUUGUUGAGUCAUUAAAGAAGCACCUUACUGGAAUCAUUAAAAAGAGACAGAAAAAAGGAAUACCUCUGAUCUUUGAAAGAGAAGAAGCUAUUAAGGAGCAGUAUACCAUGAGAAGAUUCAGGGGACCUUCUUGUACUCAUGAGCUUCUGAGAUUGCCUACGAGCAGUAGAUGCAGACCACUUAGAGUCCUGCAUGGAGAACCCUCUCAGCCAAGGUGGUUACCUGAUCGAGAAGAGCCACAGGUUCAGGCCCUUCAGCAUCUCCAGGGAGCAGCCAGGGUGUUCAUGCCACUACAGGCUCAUGACAGUGCACCUAGGCCUCUACAGGGGCAAGCCCAGGCACCUCAGCGACUACAGGGGGCAGCUCGGGUGUUCAUGCCACUACAGGCUCAGGUUAAGGCUAAGGCAUCUAGGCCCCUACAGAUGCAGAUGAAGGCACCUCCACGACUACGGAGGACAGCCUGGAUGCUUAUGCCACUACAGGCUCAGGUUAAGGCCCCUAGGCCUCUAAAGGUACAGGCCCAGGUACCCAAAGAGCAGCAGGCUCAGGCCCAGCCCCAGGCCUCAGGAGAGCUGCAGGAUCUGGACCAGGUACCAGAGGAAGUUCAAGGGCAAGAUCAGGUACCUGAACAACAGCAAAGGCAGGGCCAGGUCCCUGAACAACAGCAGAGACAGAACCAGGUACCUGAACAGCAGCUGGAGCAGAACAGGGCACCCGAGCAGCCAGAGGUACAGGAACAGGCUGCUGAGCCUACACAGGCAGAGACAGAGGCAGAGGAACCUGAGUCAUUACGAGUACAUGCCCAGGUAUUCCUGCCCCUACUGUCACAGAACCACCACGUGCUGUUGCCACUACAUUUGGAUACUCAGGUGCUCAUUCCAGUAGAGGGGCAAAAUGAACGGUCACCUCAAGCACAGCCCUGGGCACUAGAGCCCACGCAGGCAGUUGGCUCUGUUCAAGCACUGAUAGAGGGACUAUCAAGAGACUUACUUCGAGCACCAAACUCACAUAACUCAAAGCCGCUUGGUCUACUGCAAAUCCUGAUGGAAAACCUGUCAUCAGACGUGUUUUACUCUCAACCAGAACAAGCACGGAAGAAAAAAUCAAAAGUUUCUAGUCUAAGGCAGGCAUUGGCAAAAAGACUAUCACCAAAGAGGUUCCGGGCAAAGUUGUCACGCAGACCUGAAGAGUUUGAGCUAUCAGAUUUAGAAGCCCAUAGGCAAAGGCGCCAACGCAGAUGGGAGGAUAUCUUUAAUCAGCAUGAAGAAGAAUUGAGACAAGUUGCAAAUGAAAAGGAAGAUGAAUCAUCAGAUAAUGAUGAAGUAUUUCAUUCGAUUCAGGCUGAAGUCCAAAUAGAACCAUUGCAGCCAUACAUUCCAAAUCCUAAAGAAAAUGAGGUUCAAGAGAGAUCUAUUUCUAUGCCUUACAACCAGGAUCGUGUACAUCGUGUCAAGUUCUCUUCAAGUGUUCCUCAGCGGUCUCUUUUGGAACAAGCUCAGAAGCCCAUUGACAUCAGACAAAGAAGUUCGCAAAAUCCUCAAAAUUGCCCAGCAGCAUCAGAAUCUUCUUCUGAGGAAGAGAGCCCUGUGACCAGGAGGAGGUCCCAGUCAUCACCACCUUAUUCUACUAUUGAUCAGAGGUUGCUGGUUGACAUCCAUGUUCCAGAUGGAUUUAAAGUAGGAAAAAUAUCACCCCCCGUUUACUUGACAAAUGAAUGGGUAGGCUAUAAUGCACUCUCUGAAAUCUUCCGGAAUGAUUGGUUAACUCCUGCACCUGUCAUUCAGCCACCUGAAGAGGAUGGUGAUUAUGUUGAACUCUAUGAUGCUGGUGCUGAUACUGAUGGUGAUGAUGAUGAUUCUAAUGAUGCUUAUGAAGAUACUUAUGACCAUGACAAUGGCUGUGAUGAGUUGGAUAACCAGGUUGAUCAGGCUAAUGAUGCUGGUGAAGACCAAGAUGAUGAUGACAAUGAUGAGGUUGUUGAUGACAAAGGCAAUAAUCGUGAUGAUGCUCCUAGUUGGCCAAGGCCAAGCUGUGGCAGAGGUGGAAGCUACAAGCAAGAUGGUAAAGAUGGAAGUGAUGGAGGGGAAGGAACUUUCAGCAGCAAUGGAAGCCAGAGAGCUAGUAGAAGCCACGGAGGAAGUACAGCCAUUAGGGGCAGUGAAGCCAUUGGAGACCAUGAAGGACACAGAGCCAAUACAGGCAGUGGAAGAAGAGGCAAAGAGAGUAAUGGAAAUGAGGGAGUCAGUGGAACCAAUGAAGAGAGUGAAGCCCUUGAACUCAAUGGAGAAGGAAAUUGCUCAGAGAUAGAUGAUCCAGUAUUGGAGAGACCAGCAUCCCAGGAAUUUGAACAUAAACCAGAGGAGUCAGGUGGUAGAAGUGAAGCCUCAAAUGCCGUUGCCUCAGGUGCUGCACCUGCAGCACCUGGUGAUGAGAAUGACACUAUGGACAUAUCAGAAGUAUCAACAGAAUCAGGUUUUUCUGCCAGCCACUCAUCUCCUUCCAAAGGUUCUGAAGGGGCUGCAAAUGCUGACUUUGCCAGUACCAUCUUAUAUGCUGGAUUAGUGGAAGUACCUGAGAAAUCAUCUAAGCAACCCUCUGAAGUCAAUGUUAACCCACUCUAUGUCUCUCCUGAAUGUAAAAAACCACUAAUCCACAUGUAUGAAAAGGAAUUCACUUCUGAGAUCUGCUGUGGUUCUUUGUGGGGAGUGAAUUUGCUGUUGGGAACUCGAUCAAAUCUGUAUCUGAUGGACAGAAGCGGAAAGGCAGACAUUACUAAACUUAUAAAGCGAAGACCAUUCCGUCAAAUUCAAGUUGUAGAGCCCCUCAAUUUGCUGAUUACCAUCUCCGGCCAUAAGAACAGACUUCGGGUGUAUCAUUUGACCUGGCUGAGAAACAAGAUUUUGAAUGAUGAUCCAGAAAGUAAAAGAAGACAAGAGGAAAUGCUCAAGACAGAGGAAGCCUGCAAAGCUAUUGAUAAGUUGACAGGCUGUGAACACUUCAGUGUCUUGCAACAUGAAGAAACAACAUAUAUUGCAAUUGCUUUGAAAUCAUCAAUUCACCUGUAUGCAUGGGCACCAAAGUCCUUUGAUGAAAGCACUGCCAUUAAAGUGAUGUGCAUUGAUCAAUCAGCAGACUCCGAAGGAGACUACAUGUCCUAUGAAGCCUAUAUACGAAUACUGGCAAAAAUACAGGCAGCUGAUCCAGCAAACCGGUUUAAGAGACCAGAUGAGCUCCUUCAUUUGCUGAAGCUCAAGGUGUUUCCAACACUUGGUCAUAAGCCAGUGACAGUUGACCUGGCUAUUGGUUCUGAAAAAAGACUAAAGAUUUUCUUCAGCUCAGCAAAUGGAUAUCACAUCAUUGAUGCAGAAUCUGAGGUUAUGUCUGAUGUGACCCUGCCAAAUAAUCCCCUGGAAAUCAUUAUACCACAGAAUAUCAUCAUUUUACCUGAUUCCUUGGGAAUUGGCAUGAUGCUCACUUUCAAUGCCGAAGCCCUUUCCAUGGAAGCAAAUGAACAACUCUUCAAGAAGAUCCUUGAAGUGUGGAAAGACAUACCAUCUUCAGUAGCUUAUGAGUGUUCACAGCGAGCCACAGGAUGGGGCCAAAAAGCCAUUGAAGUCCGCUCUUUGCAGUCAAGGGUUCUGGAAAGUGAACUGAAGCGCAGGUCAAUUAAGAAGCUGAGAUUUCUGUGUACCCGAGGUGACAAGCUGUUCUUUACCUCUAUCCUGCGCAAUCGCCACAGCCGGGUUUACUUCAUGACCCUUGGAAAACUUGAAGAGCUCCAAAGCAAUUAUGGUGUUUAA
Messenger RNA from Delphinapterus leucas (beluga whale), 5055 nucleotides. RefSeq names its product Nik related kinase (gene NRK). Lineage: Eukaryota; Metazoa; Chordata; Mammalia; Artiodactyla; Monodontidae. Gene Ontology annotation, biological process: positive regulation of JNK cascade; protein phosphorylation. Gene Ontology annotation, molecular function: protein kinase activity; ATP binding. The record is from RefSeq and is a predicted model, not a curated record. Gene Ontology annotation, cellular component: cytosol.